Molecule: messenger RNA, 3165 nt
Organism: Girardinichthys multiradiatus
Lineage: Eukaryota; Metazoa; Chordata; Actinopteri; Cyprinodontiformes; Goodeidae
Gene: gldn
Product: gliomedin
Exons: 10
Coding region: 169-1902 (577 amino acids)
Biological process (GO): signal transduction
Cellular component (GO): cell surface
Source: RefSeq, a predicted model, not a curated record
AGUCUUCAGAUUAGACUACCAGGGUGGAGGGCACACAUUGAAGCUCACUGGAAUUAUUUGGAGCUUUCAAAUGGCUUUCUUUUGAAAAACAUACCAUUAUAGUGUUUUGAUUUUGGAGCCAGUAUUUUGGACUUUUACUCCUAAACUGGAACCACUUUUCUCCUGUGAAUGUUAAAGCAAGUUGGGGACCCUCAGAAGCGAGGAGGUGAGGUCCUAACAAUGUGGAUCCCAACACCCAGCAUGACUCUCCCACAGCGGAUGGUGCUGUAUGGGACAUGCGUAGUGGCACUGGUUAACUCUUUGGGCCUCCUUGUGCUCAUGGUACAGCAGAAUCAGCAGCGUGCAUGGCUGGAGCAGACAGAAGCGAGGCUGACAGAGGUGGAGCAGAGCUCGGUGGUGGAGUUUCUCCAGGAGUUGCCAAGAGGAGCAGCGGGGCUACGAGCUGGCCCAGGGGACCAGUCACAAUACCAGCACUACUCCAGGAACAAGAGGAGUGAGGAUCUGGAGAAGGAUCUGCAGCAUGAGCAUCACCAUAAGAAAGGAAAAGAGCUUCAACUGAAGGAGGCCAGCCAGGAGGUUGGAGAAGAGAAAGAUGAGCUGAAGCAUGAUCUGAAGCAUAAGCAUCAACACAGUCAGCAUUACAAAACACAGGAUGAAAUGAUGAUGAUGAUGACUUACUCCAUGGUACCGAUCAAAUUGUUGAUUGACAUUUGCAACAGCACCAAGGGAGUCUGCCUAGCUGGACCGCCAGGACCACCAGGUUUGCCCGGUGCAGACGGCGUGCCGGGGCACAAUGGGACUGAUGGCAUUCCAGGGCUGAAUGGACUGCCUGGAGCUGAUGGAAAAAGAGGGAAAAGGGGCCCCCCGGGUGAGAAAGGAGAACCAGGGGAAAAAGGAGAGCAAGGAGAGCAAGGAGAACCUGGUCCACCUGGAGAGGCAUAUGAGCCAUCCAAUGACGUCAUUAUUGAGGGGCCACCUGGUCCUCCUGGUCCUCCAGGACCCCCUGGCCCCAUAGGACCUCCUGGGCCUCUCAGGAUGAGGCACAAUAAAGCUCAUCUACAAACCGCUCAUACUCUGGGGUUGUUGCAUGCAGUCCCAAACGAUGAAACUCUGACUGUAAAAGAGGCGGUGAAACUGCAUAAGGAGCUGGCAAAGAAUGAGUGCCUCAUUAAGUCUCUGAUAAAUCCCAGAAAUGUGGCGAAGAUGGAGAGCACAUUCGGCACUUGGAUGAAAGACACCGGCCACCUGAAUGAUGAGAGAAUAUGGGUGGCAGAACACUUCUCAGGGCGUAUGGUGAAGGAGUACCAAAGCAUCGCCGCUUUCCACAAUAACAGCAGUGAGAUGGUGGAUGUUAAAAAGCUUUAUCAAGGCUGCGGCCACACGGUGCACAAAGGCUCUUUCUAUUACCAUAUCGCUGGUACUUCCACUAUCGCCAGAUUUGAUUUCAGAACCAGGAGGCUUGACACUCUCUACAUAGACAACGCCUUGUACAACAACCUUUCAUAUCUGCUGACAAACUCCAAGACCUACUUCAAACUGGCAGCAGACGAAAACGGCUUGUGGUUGAUAUUUGCCUCCAGAGCAGAUGAGAGCAUCAUGGUAGCCCAGCUGGACCAGAAGACCUUCUCCGUCACGUCCUACAUAAACACCACGUACCCCCGCACCAAGGCCGGCAACGCUUUCAUCGCCUGUGGUGUCUUGUACGUCACCGACACCAAGGACGCUAGAGUCACCUUUGCUUUUGACUUGCUGAAGGGAAAGGCAGUCAAUGUGACAUUUGACUUGAGGUCUCCUGGAGGAGUUAUGGCUAUGCUCUCCUACAGCCCGAAGGACAGGCACCUGUACGUGUGGGACCACAGCUACGUCAGGCUCUACGUGGUCCAUUACAUCUCUGAUGAGUGAUAAUCAUGCAGACACAACUAUUACAUCAUGCUCCUGAAGCAAAUCCCGUGUUGACAAGCUACACACUAUAUAUAAAAAAAAAAAAAAGAAGUUUACAGCAUAUGUACAUUAGUCUUUAUCAUCUUAUGGAACAUUCAGUCCAGGUAGUCUGGACAGAUUUUAAAUGUUUCUCUACAGGAGGUUUCUGGCUUUAUUACAGUCUUGUAUGAAUUGAAAGUGGGAUUUUAAUGUUACUAACAGAGUGAAUUCUUAUACUGUAAUUCUGUAUGUUCUCAUUGCACACAUUUUAACCACUCAGUGAUAUACAUCUUAAAUGUUGCAACUUUUAACUGAUUUUGUCCAAGAAAGGAAGUGAAGGCAUUGAAAUCAUUUUAAACACCAAGAGUGACACUUGUUCCUAGUUAGAAGUAAAAAAAAAAAAACCUGUAAUAAAUGACUAUUGUUACAAACUGAACCCUUAAUUUAACUUAUGUAUCUAUUGUUGUUUAGUGAAUGCAUGGCCAUCACUUUAUUAGUAGGAAGUUGUAAAAUCCCCAAAAUAUUCAUGCUCCUUGCAGAUUUAGGUUUAAAGUAACCUUUAAUUUCACCAACAUGUUUCUUCUGACUGGAAGUAAUGCCAAUGUUCUGGAGUGGCCCAGCCAGAGUCCUGACUUGCUAAGAGUCUGUGGAGAUUAGGAUGAUGGCAUGAAGGCAUGCCUUUUAAAAAAAAUUUUAAUGAACACAGUUCAUCUUUGGAGAUGCCGUCUCAUUUCCUUUCAGAAACGAAGAAAUUGGUUAAAAAAAUUAUUUUAAAUCAAAUUCUCCCAGGGGUAUGAAUACAUUUGGCCUCAUUUGCACGUUUCCAUGUUUCUACACUUGACCUACGUCUGUGGUGAAGCAGCAUAAGUGAUGAUCGCUUAUACCGCUUGACAGGAAAAAAAAAAAAAAAACAAACCCGAUGAAAUAAAAAUCAUUUAUUCACUUUACAAAGGUAAAUCCUUGACCCAUCUCUCACAUACACCCUCACGCUUAAGGGCCCUGGCAAACAUCUAACGAUGAUACUGGCUUCAUUUGCAUGCACACACACACAUACACGCGCACACACACAGCAAACACCAUCGGUAAAACUCCUAAAACACAUACAGCACAUGUAGUGAGCAGGAAAGAGGGAGGAACACUAAUUUCUUUAAUAAAUACCAAACAUACACUUAACAAAAGUUACAACUAAUCCAACUGGUAUGAUACAAACCAAAAAUAAAGAAAUGCCUUUAUGUUUGUACAAGC